Messenger RNA from Saxophila tyrrhenica, 2133 nucleotides. RefSeq names its product Ran-specific GTPase-activating protein 30 (gene YRB30). Gene Ontology annotation, cellular component: nucleus; cytoplasm. The transcript is spliced from 2 exons. Gene Ontology annotation, molecular function: GTPase regulator activity. Lineage: Eukaryota; Fungi; Ascomycota; Dothideomycetes; Mycosphaerellales; Extremaceae. The record is from RefSeq and is a predicted model, not a curated record. The coding region runs from base 1 to 2133 and encodes 710 amino acids.
AUGGACGUUCUUCUGGGCCGGGUCACCUCCCAGGCCAUGAAUUAUGCCAUCCGAUCGGGCGUCACGAUCACCACCACAUACGCCAUCAAGCAAUGCGCACGCCUACUCAAGGAAACGCCCCGUUCGCAGGCGCGCGAUGAACUUCGUCAACUGCAGCUACGUCUGGAAAGCAAGAUUCGUAUCAUCAGUCCCGCGAUUGACAUGAUCGAGCUCAUCUCGGCCAGAGGCAACACCAGUCUGGAGUCUGCCGUCUCGCUUACCAAGGCUAUCCGAUACGAGAUUCAGUGUCUCGGUACGCGAUUGAGCGACGCUGCGAACGAUGAGAGGUCAAUCAAGAAGCAGUCCAGCCAGGCGAAGGUUCGACAGGAUGCGGAAGCCCAACUACAGCGCAUUAUUAGGACCAUCAAAGCCCUCUUGACGAAGAUUGACGACGCUAUCCCCUUAAUCAAUCUGGCCAUCACGACUUCUGGUGUGAACCUGAGCACGAAACUCUCUGGCGCCAUUAGCCCCAGUCGCUUACUACAAGCGUCUACGUUCCUCACUGCAGCGGACAGAGCCAGGCGCGUGAAGGUCGGUCCAACAUACACGCUGAGUCUGUACAUGCUAUUUGCCGGACACACAGGGCGGGAAGAAGGCGAGAGGGAGAUGACGUGGAAGGAAGUCGUGCACAAAGCGAAGGUGAAGCUCGUAAGAGUACCUCUGGACGCAUUGUACGAUUUACCAGGUGGCGGCGCAAGUGCUGUGAACGGUGGUUUGGUUGCGGAUGAGGGUACUAUUCCUGGAGAGGGGAAAGCAGGAGAGUUCGCAUAUCAAAUCGUCAUUAUCGAGGACCUCGACGACGAUCGCGUGCACACCUUCGACGAUGGCGAGGUACUGCCUGGCCCUUUCGAGGAUGUGGCGAAUGCCGGCAUUCGAGACAUUGUGCCUGUUCAUGAGAUAUCAAAGGUCUUCUACGCAGACACAGGCAAGAUCCUCAACAUCCGCGGAGAUGGCGACACAAAUAAUCCUGUGCUGCUGCUCAGGAGAGAUGUUCAUGCUGAGCCGCCGAGGAGGAUGAUGCAUCGGUCUCAGAUGGGUCAAGAUGCGUACUUUGACGAUUCUGUUAUCGGAGAGACUGAGGUAAAUGGCGCUCAGUCAGAGGUCGAUGCCCAGAUCCAUCGCGAGUCUGCACCCAACACUCCGAGCAAAGAGUCUCCAGCUCGAAUCAACGGCGAGAAACUUCACACAGCCUGGCGGCUCCCUCCAGACCUCGAUCCCGAAUGGCUGGCCUUCGAAGUCUACACCGAAGAACCCGACUCUGAAGAAGACCCAGAGGAAUUGUCGUCUCGCCCAACAAGCAGCCGGGAGGACUCACCAGCCACGACCCUCGCAGGCGCACUCUCCAAACUAAACUUCCGCGCCUCAACCCCAACCUCCUCUCCAGCGAUCAACGGCGCCCACCUCCCCACCACCUCACCGGCCCGUCCAGCCCCUAUAAUCAAAACCAGCCUCUCCCUCCUCGAAAUGCUCCUCAAACUCACCGCCCUCCAGCAAUUCCGCCAAGAAUCCCAUCUAGCGAUCGAAGACGAACUACUCAACUUCUUCCUCGAAGACAGCUCGUCUGCUGGCGCCGGACCGGACAAGGACUACCGUCAGCGGCUGAGACAUGACGCCGUGAAGCGAGUGGGCUUCGAUCCGUAUGAUGAGAGCCCGAUCAAGCGGCGUGGAGAGACAUACUUGGAGCAUGCGAGGGGCAGGGCAAGUCCAAGGCCUGAGUUCGAUGCUGGCGCUUUCACGGGGCAAGGGUACGGGGAGUGGCGGGAGGAUAUGCAUGAGCCGAUGUCGAGUCCGCCCGGCAUGGUUCGAUCGUCAAUAGAGGAGGGUGGAGGGAUGCCUUCGUCGCCGUCGCCUAUGCCGUCAGCGCCUGUGUCUGGUUCGGGAAGGAAUGGAUCAAGAGGUGGUACGCCGGCGCAGACGAGGAGUGGUGCGGGUCGGACGGCUUCGCAGAUGUCGUUGCUUGCUACGCCGCCGAGCACUGCUGGGAGUCGUCAGCACUUCCUACGCGCGCAGAGCGAGCCGAAGGUCAGGAGUCCGCUUGGGACAUCUGCGGAGGUCAACAAGGGUACUUCAGGAUCUGGUGGAAAAGAGCCUUAG